This is a messenger RNA of Cladocopium goreaui, 3540 nucleotides long. The record is from the annotation of a GenBank genome assembly. NCBI's taxonomy places the organism in Eukaryota, Dinophyceae, Suessiales, Symbiodiniaceae.
AUGGCUGCCAUGGUGAAGUCGCCCAGUCUGCGCCGCACCCGGUCCAAUCGCUCCAUCGAUACGCGGUCCACAAAGUCCGGUGACAGCAGCAGAAGCAUGAGCAUCAGCAUCAGCGGGUUCAAGCAGCAUUACCUCGAGAAGUUUCUGGCGGAUCAUGGCUUUCGGAAUGUCUACGCCACUCAACGUGCCGAAGGCUCGGACGAGGAGCUUCACCCCCUUCAUGUGGCCGUCCAGCAGUGCGACGCAGCGAUUGUGAAGAUGCUGCUGGAAGCUGGUGCGUCCCUCGGCGGUGAAUUGGAAAUAAGCAACCCUUUUGAAGCACUAGCAGACACCCGCACAAGCCCAGAUGAGACAAACACCCACCACCUUGUUCAAAUGACCCAUGCUCUCAUGCAGAAGAUGGAGCACAACCUGGUUCAAAAGCUCGACCUGAUCCAGGCACAACAGAAGACCAUCUCGGACACAGUUGACUCCCACUCUGCCCAGUUAGCCACCAACUCAUUGGAACUCACGUCAAUUCAGUCCCGCCUGCAAGCCCUUGAGAGUACCCAUAAUGCCUCAUCAGGCGCCGAGCCAUCCCAGAUCACCAAGCUCCAGCUUGAAGUUACCAGCCUCGCCCAGCAGGUCCAAGACAUCACGCGUCAGCGCACACCAUCAGCACCACCACCAAUCAUAAACCCACCCAAUCGCAGUGAAGCGCCCAGGGCGGCCACCUUGUCUCCACACCGCUCACGAGCCGGCACCAUUUCCCCACAGAUGGCCAUGGACUUGGAGGUGGAUUGGAACAGACUAAUCAUUGGUGGAUGGCACCUCGACACCAGACGGGAAAAGGUUGAGGCCGAAGCCCGGGACCUCAUCAAGAAGCUUGGCAUCCACGAGUCAGUCACAGAUGUGAUCGUGUAUGGCCGCAGGGCCUCUGCUUGCCAUCUGAUCCUGACCCCCCAGCCAGCAACAGAAGCAAAACGCCGCAUGAUCGCAUGGCAGACACAACACAAGGACCAACACACAAUACCCAGUUCUGGCAAGGCUGCUUGGAUGACCCCACACAAGACCGCCCAAAAACGGCUGAAGAACCGUGCCACCAAGUAUGCAGCCAACCUCCUUCAACCCAUCCUCGACCCCACCAGCCUUGAACACCUUGACAUAGACUGGAACAAGCAAAUCCUUUGGUAUCGGGACAUGCGAGUCAUCGCCUUCAGCAAAUCUGAUCUCCUCCUUCCAUCUGGCUCUGGCAGACCUGUGCAUGAAGCCCAGUACGUCGACCCCCGCAGUCAAGAUGAACUGCCAUUCUUUGUAGACCUCACCAGGUUGUCCAAACUCACCGGCAAAGAAAUUCCUGCGCUCCAGCGAAAGCUUACCACCGAUGGCUUCUUGGCUGCCGAUGACCCCAAUGUGCAGCUGCACGACGAGUUGCGCGACUACUGGAUUGUAGCCACUGACCAACUCAGCAGCCACCAUGGCCAAGCCAUUCUGGUGGACAAAACUUUUGCCCUCGCACUCGCCUGUCUCGAAGCCGAAGCACAGCUCAUGUUUCGCCUUCCUGAGCAGCCCACCUGGAAACACAGAGUGUACGACUUCGUCGGCUUCACCCCCGCCUUCGAGCGCUGCAUUGCUACCGUCACAAGCAGCACACUGGCCGCUGGCAAGUUGACCUGCAGCGCCUCCAACGCAGCCUUGAGCACCAAUCCGCCACACCUGACUGGCCACAACUCUGAAUUGUGCCGUGCCCGCAACGCCACUGCCAAUGCUCUUCAACGUGCAUCCCUGUCGCGCCACAUCAUUGCGACUCGACGUGCUGAACGGGCUCAAUGGCUCUCUGAGCUGCACACCUCAGCCUCCUCAGGUGAUACCUCGGCAAUCGCUUUCCUCAAGGCGAAGCACCAGCCAACCGCCAAUUGGAGCCACCUCAUAGCACAUUCCGGCAGCCUACAGGGAGCAAUACACAACGUAAAAAACCACUUCCAAGAAGUCUUCAGCAACACCCCCAUUCCCACCCGGACAGCCGACUGCUCCCAUCACAUCGAAGCCCUACAAGCACACAUGGACCAAACCGAGCCAACACCCCUCCAACCUGAAGAACUUAGCCUUGCCCUUGCAAACCUGAAGCUUGGGAAGACAUCCGGGGCAAGUGGCAUGUCAAAUGAGUUCCUCCUGGCAAUGGGAAGCACCGCCACAGGGCACAGCAUGCUUCUCAACUUGUUGAAUGCAAUGCUCAUCGAUGGUGACAUCCCGCCUCCCCUUCUCACAGGCAUUGCGUGCUUGCUGCCAAAGACUCCGGGUGCCACCGCUGCAUCCCAGAUUCGUCCCAUCCUUCUCCUUGAAGUUUUGCAGAAGCUUUUCGCGAGCAUUCUGAUGCGACGUAUCCAUUCCCACUGGCCACCCCUCCAUGUCCAAGUUGGGGCGGUUUCAGGUGGCCAACCCAUUGAGGCUCUGUUCGCCGCCCAUCACAUGAUUGCCUUGGCCAAUGUCACGGACAAGACCCCUCUUUUCCUCAAGCUCGACAUCAAGGGCGCUUUCGACAAUCUUCGGCAUGCAAGUGUAGCUAACUUCUUGGCCACCCUCCCACCCCAAGUAUCGCAUGAAGCCAUGCGCCUGAUGCAGCUCCUCCUGGAUCAGACAAUCCAAUUUUCUUUCCUUGAUGCUCAUUGGGAAACGCACAGCUCCAACGGCGCACCGCAAGGAGGAAGCCAUUCCGCUGGGCUUUUUGCCCGCACACUCGACCACGCCAUCGGAAACUUGCUGCAACAAUGGGAAGCUCAGGGUCAUGUGCCUCUGUUUCCCCCACUCUGGUUGCUCCUCUUUGUGGACGACAUCCUCAUGUGCUUCAGCAGUUGGACGCAAGCACUCCGGCUAUUGCCUUCCUUUGUGGACUGUCUUGCUCAACUUGGCUUGCACAUCAAUCCCGCCAAAAGCUGCCUGGUUGUGAGCCCGGGUCUGAGAGCUUCUUCCCCGCCACGUCACCAGCUAGGCAUCUUGCACCAAUUUCCAUGGGUGGAACACACAACCUACCUACGCAAACCCUUCGGAUACAACCUGGACCCUGACGCUUUGCCCCAUCAAGCCAUCCAGCUGAUUCAUGCGGCAUGGGGCAGACUCCGGCCAGUUCUCAAGCGAUGCCACUGGCGACAUCCUGCAACAACUUGCAAGAUGCUUGACCAGUAUGUUGGGAAUGCCUUUCUCUGGUUGUCCCCUGUCCUGUACCCGCACCAGAUCUUUCGAACCAAAGUGAGCAGAGUACAGACCACGCUGAUGAUUGAAGCCCUAAAUCUCUACGUCCCGGUCCUGACAGAUGACGAGGCUCUUCACAACCUUCUGAAGUUUUGGUAUGCCAUGGAACUCGAGGGGGACUACAUCCAUGGGGCCGAACAUUGGGAGAUGAUGGGGGAGCUGCCACCCAAGAUGAUCAUGCCUCCGGAGCAGCGAGACGUCCGUGGGCGCACUCCCAUGGAUCUGGCGGAGGAACUGAACCAGAACCGUUCGCAUGUGGAAAUUCUACUGCUACUCAGCGACGCCAGCGCCAUGAGGCGUGUCGCCUUUUGA